Molecule: messenger RNA, 4273 nt
Organism: Pogonomyrmex barbatus (red harvester ant)
Lineage: Eukaryota; Metazoa; Arthropoda; Insecta; Hymenoptera; Formicidae
Gene: MBD-R2
Product: PHD finger protein MBD-R2
Biological process (GO): regulation of transcription by RNA polymerase II
Cellular component (GO): NSL complex
Molecular function (GO): DNA binding
Source: RefSeq, a predicted model, not a curated record
UGUCGCGCGUGUAGCCGAAACGUUUGGUCGAGUGGUUCUCUCGCGCGGCGUCUCGGUAGUCGGAACAGGCCGCGCAACGAGCGAGUGAGCGCGCGAUUUGCGUGCAGACAGCAAGGAAGAACGAAGGAAAGAAAAGGAGCAAAACCAGAAAAGAGAGGGAAGGAAGAUUCGUGCGUCCCGCGCGAGAAGCGUUAAGAUCCUGUUAUUAUGUCAGUUAAGUCUUCUACAUCUUACGCGCAAGAAGACUUGGACCUGAUCAAUUCAGAAAUACUAAAUUUGGAACAUUCUGCCUCACCAUUAUUAUCUGAAGCGAGAACACCUAAAUCUGAUAGUUGUGGCGAAAUGUGUUAUUCUAGACCUGAAUCAUCGGCAGACUCCUUAAAUCUACCAGAUAGUUCCGAAGUAACGGAUAAUGAGUAUAAAGCGACAAAUCUAAAAGAAAAUAGUGGUAUAUCCGUAAAAGAUAAAUUAACCGAAAAUUCGGAUAAUAAAGUGAAUACAGUAGCGAUGCAACUUGGAAUUGUUGAACCAGAAACAACAAUGAAGACUGGUGCCAAAGAUCUAAUGAUAAAAGAAGAAUUAAGAUUACCCAGCAACAAGGAGCUUGACAAAUCAGUGGAUUUGAAACCAAAGAUGAUUUUAAAUCGUGGUGGUUUGAAAUUUUUUCCUGGUGCCAAAUUGGAAGCGAAAGAUUUUAGUGAAAAAUGGCAUUCUGCAAAAGUGGUAGAAACAGAUUGGGAGGAAAGGGAAGUCUUAAUACAUUUCAACAAGCCAAAUGCAACAAUUGAUGAAUGGAUACCAAUGGACAGUUCUAGACUUCGUGUAUUACAAACCCCACAAAAGGAAGCGAGAAUGAGGGAGUUUUCGGUGGGUGAACGGAUACUCGCGACGUGGGCGGAUGGCAAAAAGUAUCCAGCCAAAGUGAGCGCGAUCUUGACGAAUGACAGAUACAACGUGCUGUUCGACGAUGGAUACGCGAAGAUCGUUAAGUCGUCGAAAAUGACCAAGAUUGCCGCGAAUUCGACCAAGCAAUUAAGUGAAUUGGAUAGCUACAUUGGCAGCAAACAAGAGAGAAGGGAUAAGAAACGAAAGCAUACAGUUAUGGAGUUGUUUAAUACCCAUUCGAGAAGACGCACGAAACACGACGCCGAUAAGGCAUCAAAAAAGGAGGAAACUAUCAUCAAGGAAAAUGGAGAAAGUUCGAUAGAGAAAAUCGAGCUGGAUGGUACUCUAUAUGGUCCGUGUUAUGAUCCAGGCACAGAUUUGUUAAAAGGUUUUGAAACUAACCCCUCAAAAAUUAAAUCAUAUUCGAAGAAAAAUAAAAGGAAAUACAAAAAUGACACAGAAAAUUAUCAAGAAGAAAAUGUUGGUCCUGAGUGGAUCGAUGGAGAACCACAAGGAACUGAAUCUUAUAUUGUAGAUGGUAAUGAUGGACCGCGUCGAUCUAUAAUAGUACCAGACAAGAGGCUACCUCCUGGUUGGGAAAAACAUUUUACACAGAGAAAAGCUGGCACAUCUGCUGGAAAGUGGGAUGUUUUAUUCAUACAUAAACAGACUGGAAAGAAAUUCAGAUCGAGAAAUGAUAUUAGAAUAUUUAUGGAGAAUCAAGGACAAUUUGAUUUUGAUCCUGAAAAAUUCGACUUUUGUAUACAUCGCAGAAAACGGAACCAUGCACAUCGUGUGAAACAGGAAAUUACGCCAGAAGUACCAAAGAAGAUUAAAACUUUAUUGCCUAAAACGAAAACGUCUAUAUCUGAGAGUACUACAUUAUUUACUACAGUGACAAGCAAUGUUGAAACUUCACCUAUUGUCUCGACGCCUACUACAUCUACCACGGAUGGUGCCGUAUUUAUUGGACUUCGUGGUGGACUUCGUGUAGAAAUGGAGGACAGCGCUUACAAAUGUCCCAAGGAAGGUUGUAAUAAAAAUUUCCGAAAAGAAAAUCUGUUGCAAAUGCAUAUCAAGCAUUAUCAUCCUGAAUAUUCCAAAUUUUUGGGCUCCACUCCAAAAGUUGAAGACUUGGCUUACGCAAGAACGAUCGGAGAAUCUGUAGAAGAUAUAAUCCCCAAAAAAUCGUCGACAUUCUUAGAGAAAAUAAAUAAAUCCGUGAAAAAGAAAUCCCUUUCUGAAAAAUCGCCAUCUACUUUAUUACAAUCAACAUUGAAUACUAUGCCUCCGACAUCUCCAUCAGUAUCUGGUCCAGUGAUGACAGAAGAAGAAGAAAUGGAGCAAUUAGAGAAGUGUAAUGAUUUGCAAAAAGAGGAUAUGAAAAUUGAAACAAUGUCACCAAUAUCUAAUCACAGUAUGGAGAUAGACGACGAUAUUGAUAAGAAAAGAGAAAAUGCCUGCGCAUUGUCCCCUGGUACAUUAUUUGACAUGAAAGUAAAAGAAGAAAAAGCGCAAGGUGGCAUUAAAACGUUAUUGCCUAUAAGACCAGUGACAACAACGGAAACACAAAGAACUGAUAAGGCAAAACCUUUAGAUGAAAUGGCGCAUGGUGAGCGUGCAAAAGGCCAAAAAAGAAAACAACCUAUCGAACAUAAUAUGGACUCGUCGGCUAAAGCAAAGAAACGUCAUGGUACGUCAGAUCUUACUGAUACUUUCGGUGAUCUAGACGACAGUGCGAUGGAUGCCGAAGGGCCUACGGCGCUUAUGUAUAGAUAUAGUCGUAGAAAAUCUGACUCAAAGAGCGACGAAAAUAGCCAGAAUAAAAGCGAAGGAGUGAUGAUGAUGAUUAAUGGCGAACUGGUAAAAGUAGAACAACUUCGGAGAGAAGAAAUAAUAAAUUGCACGUGUGGCUUUAUGGAAGAGGAUGGUUUAAUGAUACAGUGUGAUCUUUGUCUCUGCUGGCAACAUGGUCAUUGUAAUGCAAUCGAAAGAGAAAAGGAUGUUCCUGAAAAAUACAUUUGUUAUAUAUGCCAACAUCCGUAUCGACAACGGCCAUCUAAAAAAUAUUUUCACGAUCAGGACUGGAUUAAGGAAGGAAAAUUGCCAAGUUUGUCUAAUCGAACUCGGAAUCAAUAUAUAAUAAAUCAAAGGACUGCAAUGUUGAAACGUUCUUAUGACUUAGUUGCUGCGCUUUUACAAAUACAACAACUUCUUCAUAGUAUGCGCGUAAAAAUCAACGUGGCACAAAAGAAAGAUCAUCCUAAAUUAUAUCUUUGGGCUAAAAAUUGGGAAGAAAUGGCUGUACCAAAGAUAAAUGUGGAACCAGUACCAGUAAUGGAGAUAACUAAAACAGCAAGUUUUACCGAUACUAGUUCAGAGAUUUCACGUCGUAUUGAAACAAAAACAGAUACCAAAUUAUCUAUAAAAGACGAUCAAGAUGAAAAAUCAAUUGCUUCCGAUUCCGAAUUGAUGAAAAUUUUAGAGGAGGAUAGUACACAUUCUGAUGAAUCCAAGAUUGUUAAUAAAAAAGAAGUUUUGAUGAAUUCGAAGGACAGUCAUAUACUUUUAGAUGCUUUAACAAGUGAUAAUUCAGAUAUAAAAGAAAAGAAUAUUGCUGCAUCAGAUGUUAAAACGGAGAGCGCAGAUUUAUUAACUGAGAAAAAUAAUAUUAUUGAUUAUUCUACAUCUGAGAAUCUCAAUUCUGGAUCGCUUAAUGCCCAACAAGAACAAAAAAUGAACGUCGAAAACGAAGUCUCCACACUUCCGCAACCUUUUAUACCAGAGCCUGAGGCACCAAUUGAUCCAGCUGAAUGCCGAAUGCGAUUAUUAGAGCAUAUUGAACAUUUUCAAUGUCAUAUCGAAUCAAGAUUAACAUCUAUAGAAGCACAAAUUUUUGCUUUAGAGGCGAUGGAUCCAGAUGAACUUGUAUCAGAUCCGCAAAUUCAACCUCGUACCAAGCAGACGGUUCAAAUGCUUCUUCGUGACUUGAAUACAGUUCGGAAACUGGCAGCACUGUGUUGAAGAUGUCAUCAAACUGUUGAAAACAAAGCUGUCAGAUGUGAAAAACUUACAGCAUGCCACACAAGCGAGCACACGUAUACUACGUGUGCUCGCUUGGUAUGUUGUAAGCUUUUCAAAUCUGACAGCUCUGGUUGAAAAUAUAAAUUAUAUAUAUAUCUUUAUAUAUAUUUAGAUAUGUAUAGAUAGAUAUAUAAGAAUAAAUAUAGACACAAGUGAUAUUUCUUAUAUUGCAUCACCAAUGGAAUAGUUAUUUCAUCUUAAAUAGGAAUCAAAUUUAAUGAUUUACAAUGAGGCUAUUAAAUAAGCCUAUUUAAUUUUUCAUGUUUAUUUUUAUUAAAAUUAUAACAUUUAAAAAUCAAGUAAA